AUGGCACGAGAUGUUGUUCGGGUUUAUAUCAACGCAUAUUUAAUUCUUCAGGAUAAAAUCUUGAAUCGGUUAGCAAAUGUUAGUGUUGAUGAACUGAUGAAAAAUGAAACUCAAGUAGCAUUACUAGCAUCCGAAUUAAACUGCCAUAUAAGUGAUUUAACAACAUUAUUAUCAACAACAUUUAUUGUUAGUGAUGCUAUACGAAUACAAGCUGAUAGUAAAUUACUUGAAGUUGUUCAACAAACAAGUGCACAAGAAAAUGAGGUAAACGAUAUCGAAAAAAGAGUAAGUCAAGCAAAUUCUAGAUUGCAAGGUGCCCGAUCGAUGUUGUCAGGCGCUCAAACUACACUUCGAAAUAGAGAAUUGGAUGCUGCUCGAGCGGAACAAGCUUAUCGUGAUGCUGAAAGACGAGUAGAAAAUGCUCGACGGUGUCGAGGUCGACGACGUAAGAAACGGGGCUUUUGGGAUUGGCUUGUAAAACCAGUUUGUUCUGUUUUUAAUGCUGGUGGAAUAAAAAAUGCUUUGAAUAUUCGAAAUCAAGCAUCCAGAGAUUUAACAAAUGCACGAUCACAGGUUUCAUAUUAUCAAUCGGUAGUGUAUAGAUAUGAACAAGAAGGAAAUUUAUUAAAUACCCAACUGACCAAUACACGUUAUUCAUUACAAAAUUCAAAAAAUGCCUUAUACAAUCUUCAGCAACAACGCAGCGUCAUCAUAUCUGUUACUGAACAAUUGAAACAAGCCAUACGACAUAUUAAUGAAUUAUCAACAGCAGCAACAGUAUUAAAAGAUGCUGUUACAGAUAUAAUUGAUUUCGAAUUACUUAUUAAACCGAUGAAUGCUAUAUAUGAUGAAUUGCAACGUAAUCAGGUUGGUAUUAAUUUAGAUAAUCCAACAAUCAGUGCUGAUGAUUUAGAAGAAACAAAAACAAAAUUAAUGCAAUUGAUAAUAACGUGGUGUCGAUUAAAAUUCAAAGAUAAAAUGUACCAAUACCUUUUACUGGUUGUCUUAUGUUUGAUUGAAGUAACAACGUCGCUCGAUCGUUGUUAUUCAGAUUCAGGGCAAUUAUUGUUAACAAAUUGUGUAUUUCCACCGGCGGAUCCGGCUGUGAAUCCAUUCUAUGAUGAAUUUUUUGAAAGAAUGGCCCGUACAACUGUUGGUCAAUUUGUAGCCAGUCGAAAACCAUUGAAUACAUUGGUCAGAAUGAACGAUCUUGUACCAAGCCCACGAAGUUCAUCUGAUUCCACCCAAACAAAUCUUUCAACUCUUUUUGAUACACAAUUAAGUCGUCAAAGUGUCAUUGAUCAACCAUGGGAAGAAAUGAUAAUUUCCGGUCCAAUAUCGAUUAGUCUUCUUGGUCAAGUUUUAGUUAUAUCAAGCAAACGUGAUUUUUCAUUGGAAGAAAAUCGUCCAGAAGGAGGUUUCAAAUAUAUUCGAUAUCCAAAAUCAUUUCGUGCCACAUUGACACAAAUUUCAAAUGAAGGCUGGUCAGCAUUUAUGGAAGCACAUUCAAAUAUGAAUAAAAUUCAGUUAUAUAUGCAGCAAAUACCAAAUCAUAUUAAAACAUCAUUAAAAUUAAUUGCUACAGGUACGCCACGUUUAUUAGGAAAUUUAUUGCCAUUAUCAUUAAGAAAUAUUGCAAAAAUUGGUGAUGAAUGUGUUAACAUUUCAAAAGCAACACACGAUAAAUUUGCUGAUAUUAUGGGUUUAUUAGGUGAAGUCGUUGAUGUCACUGUUCUAGCUCAAGGUCUUUAUGAUCAAAAAUUAUCUAAUGUAUCAAUUGAAUUGAAUGCGUCAUUGGUAAUGAAAAAUGAAUUAGAAAAAAUUGGUGAAAAAAUUGACGAAGAAUAUUCAUUAAUUCAAGAUUCGGUAAAAGAAGCGCGAGAAGCUUAUAAAAACGCUGUUGAUAAAAUUCCCACAGGAUGGGAUGCGGUAUUACAAGGUUUAGUACAAAAUAUCGGUAAUAUGCUUGUGCGUGGUAUAGGUGGUUUGAUUGAUUCAUAUUCGGAAGUGAUAAAAAAUGGUGGAAGAAGUGGUGGAAGAACUGGGCUCGACGAAGGCAAAAGUGUAUUGUCAUUUGCUAAACAAAAAGCUCUUUCUGCAGCUAUAUCAUUAAGCGAUUGUUUAGGUGAAUUUUCAGAAGGAGUUGCAGCCGUUUUAAGUGAAAAUAAUACAGAAAAUCCAACAUUGGUAUUUAAACAGUUUGGAAUAUUUUUUAAUGCGUUCCUUGAAAUGGCUCGUGGUAAAGAUGAGAUAAAUCGGCAAGUGGAAGAGUUUGUAUCUCGAGCUAUUAAAAUUGCUGACAUGUUUACUGAAGCAUAUAAAGGUUAUCCACAAAGCAAACCAGAUGAAUCCAAUACAAAUGAAUUAAACAAACAAACCGACAGUCUGAAACUGGAAGUCGAACAAGUGAUCAGCCGCCAAACAAAAGAAAGUGGUAAAGAUGGCAUUGCAUCGCCCAUUAUUGAUCAGUUAGGUGGCGGUUCAAUUGGUGCAAAUGAAAAAUACAAAGCUAAUUGA
This is a messenger RNA of Didymodactylos carnosus, 2517 nucleotides long. The record is from the annotation of a GenBank genome assembly. Lineage: Eukaryota; Metazoa; Rotifera; Eurotatoria; Philodinida; Philodinidae.